Molecule: messenger RNA, 2335 nt
Organism: Scatophagus argus
Lineage: Eukaryota; Metazoa; Chordata; Actinopteri; Scatophagidae
Gene: dnaja3a
Product: DnaJ heat shock protein family (Hsp40) member A3a
Exons: 11
Coding region: 121-1524 (467 amino acids)
Biological process (GO): response to heat; mitochondrion organization; negative regulation of apoptotic process
Cellular component (GO): mitochondrion
Molecular function (GO): ATP binding; protein kinase binding; heat shock protein binding
Source: RefSeq, a predicted model, not a curated record
AGUUGAUAAAAUGGAGCAGUACGAUUUUAAGAUGAACUUUUUCGACUAUCGUGUGAGAGAAUCAUCUUGACUCAAACAGUAUAUCUUUGCGCUCUCAGUGACGCGCACUCCGUCACGGACAUGCGCAGUGUGUCCGGUGCGGCAGCUCUUGAAGUAAUGAUGGCGUCCUCGGCAGUCCGCUGCUGCUCACGCUGGAUUACAGUUAUCGUGUCCUCCGGACAUCGCGGGGCCGCCAGUACAGUUGUCUGCGCUGGUCAUGGAGGGGUUCGCAGCGUCUCGACCCUGGGAGCGGAGAAACUGUGGCGGGGAGGAAACCUGAUGUGUGGCGGAGCAGGGAAAGCGUUGACAUUGAGAGGGCUGUCAGGUAUCAAUUCGCCCCAUGCUGUCUACAAACUGUCCUUUCACACAAGUGCCCCUGCCAGCAGCAAGCAGGACUUCUACCAGAUUCUUGGUGUUCCUCGCUCAGCGACACAGAAAGAGAUUAAAAAAGCCUACUAUCAGAUGGCCAAAAAAUAUCACCCUGACACCAACAAAGAUGACCCACAAGCCAAGGAAAAAUUUGCUCAGCUGGCAGAAGCUUAUGAGAUCCUGAGUGAUGAAGGUAAGAGGAAGCAGUACGAUAUGUUUGGCUCAGCAGGCUUUGAUACUGGUCAUGCCGGUGGAGGUCAGCACUACUGGAGCGGACAAACCAGCAAUGUAGAUCCAGAGGAGCUUUUCCGCAAGAUCUUUGGGGAAUUCUCAGGAGGCCGUGGCUUUGGAGACUUCAAUUCCAUGUUUGAUCAGCCACAUGAGUACAUCAUGGAGCUGACGUUCACUCAGGCGGCAAAGGGAGUCAACAAAGAGAUCUCCGUUAACAUAGAAGCACCCUGCCAACGUUGUGAUGGUAGGGGCCACGAGCCAGGCACCAAGGUCCAGCACUGCAACGUCUGUAAUGGCUCCGGCAUGGAGACCAUCAACACAGGGCCGUUUGUGAUGCGCUCCACAUGUCGCCGCUGUGGUGGCAAAGGCACAGUCAUCUCCAACCCCUGUCGCUCCUGUCAUGGGAGGGGACAGACCAAGCAGAAGAAAUCUGUGAUGGUUCCUGUACCUGCAGGAGUAGAGAAUGGUCAGACAGUCAGAAUGCCAGUUGGUAAGAAGGAGAUCUUCAUCACAUUUAAAGUCCAAAAAAGUCCUGUGUUCAGGAGGGAAGGUGCAGACAUCCAUUCUGACCUUUAUGUAUCUGUGGCACAAGCUAUCCUGGGCGGCACGGCCAGGACACAGGGCCUUUAUGAAACCCUAAACUUAACGGUCCCCGCAGGCAUCCAGACAGACCAGAGGAUUCGUAUGGCAGGGAAGGGAAUCGCACGUAUCAGUGGCUAUGGGUUUGGAGACCACUAUGUCCAUGUCAAAAUAAAAGUACCCAAAACCCUGACCGACAGACAAAGAGCUCUGCUAAUGAGCUAUGCUGAGGACGAAACGGAUGUGGAGGGGACGGUGAAUGGCGUCACUAGCACCACCACAGGUAAAAGAUCAUCCUGGAACUGAGAAGCUUCAUCAGUAGAUCAGAGGGCAGAGCAGAGGACAGCGUAUAGUAAGAAAAGCCACACCAUAAAGGGAAAGGUGGUUGAGGACUUUUGGGUGUUGGACGAGGCCUACCAAGAUUCUGGACAGAUCAGUAUGGACCUACCUGCCCAGCCCUGCAGUGAAUAAGUCAGAGGAUUACCUGCUCUGCUCCUCUGCCAAGUGAACCCACACUCAAGAGGAUGUUCCAGUGCGCCAAUCACCUCUCAGCCAAGUGCCCAUUGAGGCCAUUUGGGCAGCAAAGACUUAAUAUUUAUCAUAGCAGACGGUGCAAGUUGGAAGCUUAAGAAGGUGAUAACAGGAUCCAUGUGCACCGAAAUAAAUUACUGUAUCGACAAAGCAUGAGAUACAGUGAAAGGUUUUUAUUUGGGGAUUAAAUUAAUCUCCUGUUCUUAAUCCUUGUGUUCUUCAGUUUGAAUUGACUUUCCCUCUAAAUUUCUCAGUGCUGUCAGUCCAAACAGGUUAAACAUCACCAGAUUAUGUACAUGUUUACCUUAUGUUCAAGUGCUGGAUGGUAGGUGUGUCAGUUUCCUGUCUCUCUUUGAAGACUAGAUUUGAGGUUUUUUUUCAUAGGCAGGCUUUCCUCAACUGUGAACACUGACGACCAGAGUCGUCCCUCGUUUAACCCCUCGCAUUAUGAAUUCACUUGGAGUUCUGCACCUUCUUUACAAUUGUACAUAGGUAAUUGUGGAUCAUACAGUUGAAUCAACAUGUCUCAUAGAAGAGAUGUACUGUACAUCUGUAAUAAAAUAUGUUGUGGGAAAAGCCUCUUUUA